GUUGAAAUUUCAAGGCAAUCGCGUGCCAUCCUGCGGAUUGCAGAGCCGUCUGCAAUGGCCAAUUGGGGCAGUUGUAAAGUCUAAAGCUUUAUAUCCGCGGCACGCAUAUACUUCAUACUGUAUUUACAAGCACAUACGCCUUGCACACUUACUAGCCGAGCCAAAUUUCGGCGAGGUUGACCGUCCAGUUUGUUGCACAGCAAGCAAUGGAAAUGCGGGCGCUACCAUGGCCAAAGGACCGCUGUCGCGUGUGUGCUUUACUGCCCGCCUAGCUAAAGAGUGCACCUUGUUCAGAGGGCUGUGCAAGCUGCGCGGGCGGAAUGGAAGCUUUACCGGAGGGCGUCAUGGUGCUGCGGCUCAACACCGCAGCUCGCCAAGUGAUGCAAGAGGUGCUAAAGGUCGUCAAGGAGAGUCGCGUAGUGAUUAAUGAGCUCAUACAGACGACGGGUGAGUGCGCCGACUCGCACACCAACGGCGAGCUAGAAACCACCACCGCCCCUUUGGCGGAGCACUACAAGCGUGCCAUGAAAUACAACACGGCGGGGCGGGCGAUGUACAUGCACAACAAGGCGCUCAUCGAGGUGCUGGGCCACGAGCUUACACACCGGCUGUACGGGUCAAUGCAGCCGCUGGCGCAGGACGUGCUUGUCAACUAUCCACUGCUUUACGUGUCCGACAACCCCAAGAGCAGCUCGGACGUGCUGGUGGGCUCACGGGGCAGCUGGUCGCCGCUGCACCAGGACCUGCCUCUGUACUGCACGAGUGCCAUCCUGGUGCUGGAGGGCUUCAAGGAGUUCGUGGUGGUGCCGGACGAGGUGGUGCCCAGCCUGCGCAUCAACAUCACUUCGGGGCUGUGGGAGCAUCCCAUCAAGCACGACGGCCACGUCUACCAGAACCUGCAGGAACUUGUGCACGCCACCGGCGGCGCCGUGCUGCCGCUGCGUGCGGGCGACAUGAUGAUCAUGCCGCCACGCGUCUUCCACCUGGCGCGCAACCGGGCGGCCACCGUCAGCUGCAAUUUCAGCGUCUGCACCAUGGAGAGCGUGCCGCUCACGGUGGCGCAGACCCUCGCGCGCAUCGAACAGAGCCCUCGGGACGUGAUGCACUUCGACAUGGACUUUGCACGGCUACUGGCUGACUGUACAAAAAUGCUGUUGCAGCAGCCGCAGGUGAAACCGAGCACCAUCCACAACAAAACCAGCCGCAAGCAGCUGCCGCCCGUGCAGUCCAUAUUGGACAACAGCGUGCGGCUCAUGGAGUGGUACAUGACGCUGCAGUGCAUCCCCAACGGCUGGGUGGAGGGCUUCUGGGGCCCAGUGCGCACCCGCCUGCUGGAGCAGCUGCAGGCAGCGCUGCCGCUGCAUGUGACUCCCAGCAACGAGCUGCCCGCCGCGGGCCCCAGCCGGGCGGCUGCGCCCGCCAGCGGCAAGAUGACGGCGAUGGCCGGCGCUGGUGGCGGCGGCAGCACGGCCGCGGUGCCGCGGCCCCUGAGCACGGCAGCACGGCUCGGCAUGGACACACGGGCGGGUGAUGGCGGAGCAGCGGAUGCGCCGGUGCAGCCCCGCAAACGCAAGGCCGUUGCCGCUGGGUAGCAGACAGCCUGUGAAUUCGGAGCUGCCUGCGGGACGCAUGCAGAGGACACACGACCGGACAGGAUUGCAGUGAGAUGCCUGAUAGUUUCCAAUCCUGCAAGGUGCAAGUCACGAGGCAGCAUAUGCCUUUGCCAUUCGCAUGGAUUCUGGGCGUGACCUUCCUUCUUCAGGCGACUUCUUUCUGUUGAUGUUUACUGUUUUCACCGGUCCUACAUACAGGACAGCCUUGCGUAUGAUUGUGAUUAGGUUGAACAGUUGAAAUGAACGGAGAUGUGCAACGUGAAGAAUGUGAGGAUGUGGACAAAUAUUGCUCUAUCUGUACCUAAGCUUCCUGCCAGGAGGUAUUGGACUUGGGGCUGCUAAUGGUGCCGACGUGUACCGAGAUUACCAGCCAGUGGUGAGCCUGUUGAUGUGGCGCAAGCCUCAUGUGCUGCGUUACAUGUGCAUGCGUGUGCCCCGGGGACGAUGUGCUAUUCAGGAUGUACGUGGUGGCAGGACACACCGUCAAUAGGUGGGGCAACCGGGUACACGGUGCCAGAGCGCAGAUUGCGCUUGCCGUUGUUGGAUUGGAUUCAGUGGUGAAGUGCCGGAAAGUUUUGUCAGGACUAUAAAGCUUAGGUGCGUCGUGGACACUGAUGCUCGGCCAUCGCAUUCGGUGCUGGCUUUGCAUUCCAACCCAGGCUUGUCUGUUGCGUGCAUGAUGUUUGCGCAUUAUUGCACUUACACAGCUGCCGUUGCGCCGUCCGGAGUGUUGGCAAGGCGCCUAGGGUGUGCAUCACUGCACCACAAAGGGAUUUGCCCCCAGGUCAUGUUCGCUUGUGCGUGUUGCGUUUUUUCCAGUCGCUUAUGAGGCUUUGCGCAGUAUGACUUCUGUACGUCGUAAAUGUGCUACAAAGA
Molecule: messenger RNA, 2489 nt
Organism: Chlamydomonas reinhardtii
Lineage: Eukaryota; Viridiplantae; Chlorophyta; Chlorophyceae; Chlamydomonadales; Chlamydomonadaceae
Exons: 9
Coding region: 321-1592 (423 amino acids)
Source: RefSeq, a predicted model, not a curated record